AAAAAAAACUCAUUGAAGACAUCCGAGAAAUGGAGUUUUAAUUUUUGUUAAUGGAUUUUGAUUGUAGUUCUGUAGAUUUAUCAGCCCCAGCAGUCUUGUCUGCGAAAACCAACCUGGGCAGAGUUGCAAUAUGGUCACUAUAAACCCGCUAGAUUCCAUUACAGUCUUCGUCUCAAAUCUCCAUUACAGAAGCCCAGCAGAUCAUUCAAAUCCAUUUUUGAUGUCGUGGUAAGAAUCCCAUUCUCUCUCCCUUUUUUUUCUUUUAUCGCUUCUGGAUAUAUUCACCGAAAGAAAAUAUGCACAACACUUACUGUAGCUCAGCUAUGUCCCUUAGGAGCGAGAUGUCUCUUUCUUUUUCGUUCAAUGAUUACCGUUACUUCUUGAAUGAAAGAAUUGAGAAAUCUUUGUACCCUCCUUGUACCUGCUGUGCUUUAUCAAUCCAUGGAGUGCCCAUAUAUCCUAGAGUUUUAUAUGGGUUGAGGCAGUCUUCCCUGGUUCAUUGCUCGGUUUCUAGAAGGCUCAUCUUAGUUGGUUUGCCCCUUUGUGAUCUUGGUCGAGGCUGCUAUGGAGUUUCCUGCUCUCUUAAAGAGAGCAGUGUUUGUAGGAGGAGGAGGAGGAGGAGAGAUGGGAGGUUUGGUUGUAUGGUUUGGGAGGAGAAGAGUGAGAAUUGUGAUUCAGGUAUUGAUGGAAGUGCUGAAGCAAUGCUCAGCUUGUUGACUGAAGAACUCAGUGAGAAUUUUGUUGGUCGAUCAGCAGCAAAGCGAAACCCGGUGGAGAAGAGAGGAAGAGUAGUUGAUGAAUGUUAUAGGAAAGAAAAGGAGUGUGUUCAUCCUAAAUCGUUGCAGAGGAAUUCUAUCACAGUUAAGUCUAGGGAAAAUUUUCAUAAGCAGUCAGGGUCAGGAAGGAGUGAAGCUUCUUCAAGAACUGAAAAUGAUGGGCUUAGAAGAGAAGGUCCCCGCUGCUCAUCAUACUACUCAGUGUCAUCUUCUGAUGAUGUUGAGAGGGAUACCGAUGGUCAGGUUAAACAUGUAGAGUUUGUUGGGGAAUCUUCAAGUGGUUAUUCAGAGAAGGAAUCAAGAAGUAGCAGAGAGGAUGUUCUUGGAGUGGAUGUCAGAAAACAGUUUGAGAGGUAUGAUAAAGAUGUAGGCAAAUACAGGGAAAUCUCAAGACAGAGAAAUGCUGCAGGGUCUGCAGUCAGAUCAGCUACAUUGAGGAGCGGUCAUAAAUGGAAUUUAAGAAGCAAGGCAGAAAACAAGAUUACUGAGGUAUCUGUUGGGCCAGUAGAAUCAAGGGAAGGGUCUUCACAGAGGUUCUCCAGAAAAUGUGAUGUUAAAGAGAGCGACACGAAAAUGGUUGCUAGUCAUGAGAUGCGAUUCAGUGGUAGGGAAGAGAAUUCAACUUCAGCUGUGAAUUUGGUCAAGGGAACAACGGAGAGUAAUAGCCAAAGAGGUCUCAUGGUUCAUGAACAUGCAGAAUCAAGAAGAAAAUCCCAACAAGUUCAAAAUAUGUCAGAGAUCCAUGCAAUUGAUUUUCAGAGGGCCUCCAGUUCCCGAAAGCAAUUCAGUGACAAAGAAGAGAACUUAACUUCUGCUGUCAAUUUGGUUCAGGAAACUGGAGAGGGGAAUAGACAAACAGUUGAUGAAACUAUUGAAAGAACCGACUUAGGAAGAAAAUCACAUCAGCUGACCAAAGUUUCAAAGGAUAGUAACACUGAAAGUGCUUACACUUCACAGAUGCUGUUUGGAACCGGAAUGAAUGUCAGGGAAGAACAUUCAACUUCAUUUCAGAGUUCCAUUCAGAGGUCCGAAGACCAACAGAGCCAAAUAUAUCAAGGAGUUAAUGUGAAAAAUGAAUUAAGAAAAGAAUCUCAGGAUCUAAAAAAUAUGUCAGAUAUGACUGCUGGUGCUACUGAAACCACCACCACCACUUCACAAACACUUUCUGGAAUAAGAGUGAGUGGCAGAGAAAGAAAUUCAGCUUCAGUUUUGGUGGAUCUGGUUCAUGAAGGGAGACAAGAUGGUAGCUUAUUUGGAGAAAGAAUCAUUGAACAAGUUGGACCAAGAAAAGAGUCUUCAAGGCCAGUGAAAGAUUCAAGUUUCCCCAGGAGCACCAUCGAAAUGGCCUCUAGCUCCAAGACGCCAUUUCAUUCAAUUCCACAAGCAAGAGUGCAACAUAUGGGUGUAUCAACAGAAGAUGACAGGAAUUCAAAGAUUAUGCUGGUGCCACCUCCACCUCAAUUGGUAGGUGUGAGAACUGGGAAUGCAAGAAUUCAGACUUCUGGUGAGUUCUCAGAAAGUAUUUCUAGCUCUUUGUUUACACAUCCACCAACACAAAAUCCAGCUUCCCCCUGUGAAGUUAAUGUUGAAACUAGAACUGAUGAGACUUUUGGAGAGCAUCCAAUUCUUGUGCUCCAUGAUGAUGCAUUGGGUUCAGCUAAUCAUUUUGAGAGGUCCUCCAGUCAGUUCGUUGGUGAGUUCUUGGAGAAGGUCCAAGAUGAAAUGUUGACAUCCGAGAUCCAGAAGGAAAGAACUUCUUCUGAACCUGUGUCAGUGUAUAAAGACAUGAAAUAUAUACAGCAGGGUCCUAGCCAACACAUAUCUCAAGGCUUGCAGUUAAAGAGGCCUGGUUCAAGGCCGUCAUCUGACGUCUCUGGAUCAAAGGGACCCCCAGAUGAAAUGUGGGAUGUCAAGGACCCAUCUUUGCAGGAUUCCUCUUGGAGACAAGCACCCGAGGAAGGCACUUCCACGUCUGGGAGUACCAUUGUCAGGAGAACCAGCAGGUCCUUCUGGAGUAUUGUUCGAGACGUGGUUCAAAUGCGAUGGGGUACCCAUUCUGAAACUAGUAAUUCAGCUCUAAAAUCAGGUAGGAGGAGUUCAUCAAAUGUGUCUUUUAGCAGUGAGGCAUGGUUCUCUGGGCGCGAGCCAGAUGAGAAUGAUGAUGAGGAUGUCAGAAAUCGACAAAGAGGCAUCCCAAAGGAACCAAUAUCUGUUGAUCAACCCCAACUAGGUAAAGCUUCAACUCAAAGCCAAACAGAAGCUUCGGAAGCAACAAUUUCCCAGGACAGAAUAGCCAACAUUGAAGCUGAUACUUCAUCCUGUUCUGGUGCCUUAGAAAGUGGUGUUACAUGCCAAGGUCCUUCUUUGGCAUCUGGAGAGGUGAGAUCUGGUGGGAAAGAAACCAGAGGGAGGGAUCAAGGCAUUCCUUCCACUAUUGCCCCUGUGGACUCAUCAUUACCAUUGCCUGCUAGACGCUUCAUAAGAUCUCCAGUCAUAGAACGGAUACCAGAGAACAGUAGAUCUGAGGUGUCUAGAAUUGAUGAUCAACCCCAACUAGGUAAAGCUUCAACUCAAAUCCAAACAGAAGCUUCUGAAGCAACAAUUUCCCAGGACAGAAUAGCCAACAUUGAAGCUGAUACUUCAUCCUGUUCUGGUGCCUUAGAAAGUGGUGUUACAUGCCAAGGUCCUUCUUUGGCAUCUGGAGAGGUGAGAUCUGGUGGGAAAGAAACCAGAGGGAGGGAUCAAGGCAUUCCUUCCACUAUUGCCCCUGUGGACUCAUCAUUACCAUUGCCUGCUAGACGCUUCAUAAGAUCUCCAGUCAUAGAACGGAUACCAGAGAACAGUAGAUCUGAGGUGUCUAGAAUUGAUGAUCAACCCCAACUAGGUAAAGCUUCAACUCAAAUCCAAACAGAAGCUUCUGAAGCAACAAUUUCCGAGGACAGAAUAGCCGACAUUGAAGCUGGUACUGCAUCCUAUUCUGGUGCCUUAGAAAGUGGUAUAACAUGCCAAGGUUCUUCUUUGGCGUCUGGAGUUGAGAGAUCUGGUUGGAAAGAAGCAGGAGGGAGAGAUCAAGGCAUUCCUUCCACUAUUGCGCCAGUGGACUCAUCAUUACCAUUGCCUGCUAGACGCUUCAUAAGAUCUCCAGUCAUAGAACGGAUACCAGAGAGCAGUAAAGCCGAGUUGUCUAGAAGUGAUGUCAAGGAACAUAUGGAGCAACCCGUGAGGAAGAGGUUAACUGAAGUCCAUGGAACUGAUGGAAAGGAUGGUGAACUGAAAAGGAGGGAGUUCCAGCGGAAUAAGCAGGUACUAAAAGAUGGAUUUGAUGAAUGGGAAAAAGCGUAUAUGUUAGAAACUGAACAGAGAAAAGUUGAUAGAAUGUUCAUGAGAGAAGCACUGUUGGAAGCCCAGAGGGCUGCCGACAUUUGGGAAGUACCUGUUGGUGCUGUGUUGGUGAGAAAUGGAGAAAUUAUUGCUCGUGGCUGCAAUUUAGUGGAGGAAUUAAGAGAUUCGACUGCCCAUGCAGAAAUGAUUUGUAUAAGGGAGGCUUCUAACCAACUCCGGACUUGGAGACUUUCGGAUACAACUCUUUAUGUAACACUUGAACCCUGUGCAAUGUGUGCUGGAGCAAUUCUUCAAUCUAGAAUUGAUACUGUGGUAUGGGGAGCUCCCAACAAGCUUCUAGGUGCUGAUGGCAGCUGGGUUAGGCUAUUCCCUAGCGGGGGUGAAGGAGGAAGUAGUUCAGAUCUGACGAAUCAGCCUUCUGGGCCAAUCCACCCAUUUCAUCCAAAGAUUAUGAUCCGGCGAGGAGUCUUGGAGACAGACUGUGCAGAGGUGAUGCAACAGUUUUUCCAUUUGAGGAGGAUGAAAAAAGAGAAGAAACCAGAGGAACCACAGCCUUCACACUUCCGUCUUUCAACCCAUUCACCAAAAUUCCUUUCCAAGAUACAUGAUAUGUUUGGCAUCAUGUUCUGCUUGUACUGAUAAGAAAGAUGGCUUCUUCUUUCCCUUAAAACUGUAAUAUUGUGUUGGAAAUGAUAUUCUUCUAUAUCAUUUAAUUUAGAAUUUUUGUUUUGGUUUGUUUGACA
Molecule: messenger RNA, 4861 nt
Organism: Macadamia integrifolia
Lineage: Eukaryota; Viridiplantae; Streptophyta; Magnoliopsida; Proteales; Proteaceae
Product: tRNA(adenine(34)) deaminase, chloroplastic
Exons: 4
Coding region: 297-4757 (1486 amino acids)
Biological process (GO): tRNA wobble adenosine to inosine editing
Cellular component (GO): chloroplast
Molecular function (GO): tRNA-specific adenosine deaminase activity
Source: RefSeq, a predicted model, not a curated record